This is a messenger RNA of Arabidopsis arenosa, 1168 nucleotides long. NCBI's taxonomy places the organism in Eukaryota, Viridiplantae, Streptophyta, Magnoliopsida, Brassicales, Brassicaceae. The record is from the annotation of a GenBank genome assembly.
CAAAGCAAAUUAUCCGGAUGCAAAACUACUGGUAGGUAAUACGGAGGUGGGAAUCGAAAUGAGACUGAAGAGGUUAUUACAGUAUGUCUGUUUCUCAAGUCCCAGAACUCAAGGCAUUGAAUGUCAGUGACAAUGGGGUAGAGAUUGGUUCAGCUUUGAGACUUUCUGAACUCAUGAGGUUAUUGAGGAAGGUAUUAAAGGAGCGUCCUGCACAUGAAACAACAGCAUGCAAGGCUUUUAUUGAACAGCUCAAGUUGUUUGCUGGGACACAAAUAAGAAAUGUUGCUUGCAUUGGUGGAAACAUCUGUACAGCUACUCCAAUAUCUGAUUUUAAUCCUUCAAGAGCAGAGUUUCGGAUAAUCAACUCCAAUGGAGAUGUUAAGUUCAUACCUGCAAAAGAUUUCUUCCUUCACUUUGAUCAUAAUGCAUAUUUUGAGCAAAGUAUGUGUGAAACAGUGAAUGUGUCUCAUGUUCUUGGUCUUCCAAUGUCUAAAGUGGUAUGCAAAAGACUUGGCGGUGGCUUUGGUGGUAAGGAAACAAGAUCAGCUUUCAUUGCUGCUGCAGCUUCUGUUCCUUGCUACCUAUUGAAUUCAUACUGGACAGAGAUGUGGGCAUGAUGAUAACUGGUCAUCGCCAUAGUUUUUUUGCUUGAUAUGACUGCUCUCAAAGCCACCUUGUUCUUUGAAUUUUGCUUUCUGACUAGUACUGUGAUCGGUUCUUGCAUUACUUGCUUCUUCUCUAAUCAUAACACCCAAAUGUUUGCUUCUUUAUAAUACUUGUUUUGGAGGUUUCAAAGCUCUCACAAACUGUUAUUGCUCUCUUGUCGUUUUGAUUGCCUCUCAUAUGUAUGGUGCUGCAGUUUUAGACGCUUGUGAGCAUAUUAUAGCAAGAAUGGAGCCUGUUGCAUCUUAACACAAUUUCAACACAUUCCCUGAGCCAUUGAUAUUGGGCAAGUGCGCAUUCUUCUCUCAAUGUCCUAGGCUUUUAGCUGUUAGUUGGCUUUUUGAAAUCUUUAGAAUCCAAGAAAAUCAGAAAGAAAAGUGUUGUGUCUGAAAUCUACCAUUUUGCAGAUACAAGGAACGUUUGUACAAGGACUAGGUUAGGUAGCUUUAGAAGAGCUCAAGUGGGGAGAUGCAGCUCAUACAUGGAUUAAACCAGGAGCUUUACU